Molecule: messenger RNA, 1545 nt
Organism: Penicillium vulpinum
Lineage: Eukaryota; Fungi; Ascomycota; Eurotiomycetes; Eurotiales; Aspergillaceae
Exons: 1
Coding region: 1-1545 (514 amino acids)
Source: RefSeq, a predicted model, not a curated record
AUGGCUCGACUCAGUAACAUCUCCGUUGUUGUUCCCCUUCCCUCCUUCGACAUCGACCCCCUCAAGACCUUCGACGACGGCUUCUUUGACCGUGCUGUCGACAACAUCUUGUCCGAGGAGGCGAGCAUUGAAUCCCGGGAUGAGAUGAUGGACAGCAGCGUUGGUGUUUCGAGUCCAUUUGGGUAUGAUGGCACAUUUGACUCUCCAAAGCUCAACGUUCGUCGUAGCCCAAGGAUCGAAGCCAAGUCGCCGCAUUUUCCUACUCCCUCGACCUCCUCCUCACCUACAUCUACCACAUCUAAGAAACCAAAGUCGAGAAGAUCUUCUCGAAUCAGGAAGAGCGUGACAGUGGAGGAUCUCAAUGGCGAUGAUAAAGCGCCUGUGAACUCCGGAGACAUCACACAGCCCCAGCCUGAGAAGAAAGCCUUGGAAGUUGAACCUCACCCCGUCCCCCAGGGGGAUAGUCACGCUGCUGCGCUUCCUCAAAUUACUGAUUCAUCUGAAAUGCCGACUGAUGAUGCCGAAACUACGGCAGAAGAGAAGAUAUUUGCUUCGGUGAGCCUAGAGAAGCAGAUGGAGGUGUUGAAGUUCAUUGCAUCACAGUCUUUCAUGAUGGAACAAGUUCAACCUGUUCGACGUGCAACUAGGCGACAAUUUACUGGCCAAGUGCGUGAAUUCGCUAUGGAGGCUGGAAUGAACAACACAGCUAUCGAUGCUUUGAUUGACCACGUUCGAAAGAUCUACCUCGAGGACCGUGAAAUUACAGCAACAGAAGAUGCCAGUUCUGCAUUCGGGGAGGAAGUGGAUGACGAGCAAGAAAAACACACCAAAAUCCCGCGCCGAAAGCGGCGCAAGAGCAGCUCGGAUCACUCCGAGGGAAACGAGAACAAGAAAAGCAAGAGACACCACUCGGAUAAGGCAAAACGGCACAGCCACGAUUCUGUACAGCGUGAUGAGCCGAUCAAGGUAACGGAAGCGCAUGUCACGGCUGGUGCUCCAAUUGAAGACCAGGACAAGGCCUGUGUUGAACCGGAUGAACCGAAACAAGAGGUCAACAUGCCAGAUCUGCCCAAGAUGCCCACAAAUCUCACUCGGGAUAAAACCAGCAUAAUCAUCGACCUGACAGACUCUGCGCCCGAUGACAAGCUCGUCCCUGAAGCUACGGCAGUUACUCCACAAAACGAAGGUCUUCAGGCCAUCGGGAUUAUUCCUCAGAGCCCUCCGACUGAAAGAUCAGAAGCAGAGUCAACGAAACGUCGCUCAGAUAAAACUCGAAAUAAAGAAAAAAACAAGCGCAAGCGCCAACGGAGGAAGUUGCGCAACAAACAUCGAAUGACCUUGGGUGGACAGGAACAGCCCCAAGGCGACUCCACCAAUGUAUCAAAGACUCAACCUCAAGAUACCUCCAUUGAUGGAGCAGAUCAAGGCCGAAUUUCGCCUUCCAUUCCGCGACAAACCUCUUUCGGGAGCUCCAACGGAAGCAGACGGAGCUCCGCUCAUCUUCCACUACCCGCCGAUCCAACUCUGUGGGACACGGAUUUUUGA